This is a messenger RNA of Sardina pilchardus (European sardine), 1152 nucleotides long. Its product is annotated as Fc receptor-like protein 2. The coding region runs from base 1 to 1152 and encodes 383 amino acids. Lineage: Eukaryota; Metazoa; Chordata; Actinopteri; Clupeiformes; Clupeidae. Gene Ontology annotation, biological process: cell surface receptor signaling pathway. Gene Ontology annotation, molecular function: transmembrane signaling receptor activity. The record is from RefSeq and is a predicted model, not a curated record. Gene Ontology annotation, cellular component: plasma membrane. The transcript has 5 exons.
AUGCUGGAGGUUAGGGAAUCAUUGAGCACAAGUGUGAUAGCUGGUGUGAUGUCCACGGGUCUGAGUUUGGUGCGCUGCGAUUGGAGGGUAUCAGUUAGCCAUGGAUGGGAGUGUUUGGAUCGCGCUGGCCUUGUAGUAAGAGGGCACAGUUUGUCCAGACACAAGCUCAAUGUGGAGCAGAGCGAGUCUGUGGCAUCAUUGACCUCCAGAGAGGAGAAGGAGCUGAAUGGAGGAUUGAGCAUCAGGCCAAGUCUCAGUAUUUCUCCACAUGCCUGGGCAGUUGAAGGAGACUCAGUGACUCUGAGCUGUGAGAUUACAGACGCCUCCUCCAACUGGACAUUCCUCUGGUACAGAGAUGUUCAAUACAGAGAGGACUUACCAUCUUUUAAGCACAGAGGGGGGUAUUACUCGGCGAGGCUCCUCCCAGACAGCAGCAGAGGAGCUGGAGGCUCCUACACUCUCAGCCCUGCUGCUCUUCAACACACUGGGCUUUACGUGUGCAGAGCAGAGGGAGGAGAACCAGCCUACCAAACAGAAGUCAGUGAGGCGGUAAUUUUCCUUGUUUUGGGUCUGUCUCCUCCAGCCUCUCUGGUCAUCAGACCCAACAGAUCUCAACACUUCACACACAACUCUCUCUCUCUGAGGUGUGAGGUGCAGGACAACUCUACUGGAUGGAGACUGAGAUGGUUGACUGCAAGGCAAGAAAGAACAGUGUGUCCUGAUGGGUGGGAGUCAGAGGCAGGGCCCACAUGCAGUACCAAAAGCCCAGAGCAACUGGAUAGUGGGCUGUACUGGUGUGCAUCUGAAUCUGGACGCAGCAAUGCUGUCAACAUCACAGUGACAAGUGGUGAUGUGAUUCUGGAAAGCCCUGCCCACCCUGUGACUGAAGGAGAUCCUUUGACUCUGCGCUGUUUAUCCCGGAACAGUACCUCAACCUUCAGUGCUGAUUUCUAUGAAGGCGGAUCACUCCUUCAGACCCAGACUACAGGAGAGAUGACCAUCCCUGCAGUCUCAAAGGCACACGAGGGCCUCUACAAGUGCAGACACCCAGAGCUGGGAGAGUCACCAGAGAGCCGCAUCAGGGUCAUCAGUGAGACACUUUAUCCUCCUUUUCCUCUCAUAGGACACAGCCCCAUGCAUGUUUACUCAUAA